GUCGUUGCUGUUGUUGUUGUUGUUGUUGUCGUCGUUGUUAUCGUUGUUGUAAAGUGUGUGUGCGCCUGUAGAGGCGAUAUUACGGUAUGAGUGCUGCGGCUCUAUUACCGUACCCGUGAGGACAUGGAGGCUCCGCUGCUCCCGGAAGAAGACGUGUCGACACUUGACUCCUCUCCCACAGCACUCUCGUGUGGCCUCAUCAGAUUUCACCGCCGCUCUCAGAUGCACUGCAUGCUGGGACACGCUGGACGUCCUCAGCUCCUGUAGUCUCAGCGUAACCGCGGCUGGCUGUUUCCCCGAUGCCUCGAUGGCGAGCGUUCCUCAGUCAGUACCUGCGAUGGUCCAACACUGUGACGCAGGCGGCGGCCCUGUCCGUGGUCACUUUCUGCGUGGUCCUCCCGCUGUGCGGACACCGCCUCCUCUUCUCCUACUUCUUCGUGCGCUCCGCGUACCUGGACUCAAUGAGCGAGGACGUCCUGCAGGACAGCCUGGCCCAGGGACAGGGCGCACUGCGCUUCUUUCAGAAUGCUCCCACUGCCGCCGCCAGAUUCACAGACGUCGCCCAGCACCCUGAGCUGCUGGUUACCGUGGUGACAGCCAGGCGCAACGAGGGGCGGGACUACCACUACCUGCUGCAGGUAAUGCGGCAGCUGAGCGGCAUCCUGGGAGGCUGCGGCGAGCGGCGGUGCGCCGAGGUGCUGGUCUGCGACGUGGAAAGCGGCCCGCAGGAAAACCAGGACGCCAAGAUGCUGGAGGAUCACUUCAGGGUGAUCCGGCGCUCGCUGCAGGAGCAGCGGAGCAGCAGUGAGCGAGUCAACACCUUUGAGAGGGAGAAGAGGGACUACGUGUUCUGCCUGCGCAGAGGAUGGGAGCUGGUGAGGCCCAGAAACGUGGUGGUCCUGGAGGACGACGCUGUGCCGCGGCAGGACUUCUUCUCGGUGGUAAGGGACCUGCUGUCUCGCCGCUUCGCCCUGCGGACGCUCUAUGUGAAGCUUUAUCAUCCCGAGAGGCUGCAGCGCUACUGGAACCCCGAGCCGUACCGCCUCCUGGAGUGGGUGGGGCUCGGACUGGUGGGAGCGACGGCGCUUCUCCUCGCCCUCCCUCACUGGAACCCCUGCUCCUUCUCCUUCACGCUGUGCGCCGGGCAUCUCCUCUUCUUCACCCUUUACAUCAUGGCGGCCGCCGAGCUGCUCGGGCGCCACUACCUCUUGGAGGUGCGGAGACUCUCCCCGCAGCUCUACGCCAUCUCGCCGGCCACAGAGUGCUGCACGCCGGCCAUGCUGUUCCCCGGGAACGCCUCGCUCAGGGUGGCUGAGUUCCUGGACGGGUCCUUCUGCGUAAAGGGGAACGCCAAAGACAUGGUGCUGUAUCAGAUGGCGAGGACGAUCCCCGGUGAGAGGGCGCACAGCGUGGAGCCCAACCUUGUCACCCACAUCGGGGCGUACUCGUCCGUCAGGCCCAACCCGCCCAGACCCAGACUCCUCUGAGUCACUGCGACAUCCAGCCAGCUUCCUCUGCGCCUGGUUUCCUGUCCACGGCACCACCUGAUCUGAAGGUUCACAGCUUCUCUGCACAGGAAGUGUUUAUCAGCCCGCUGUCUGACGGCUGUGUAACGGCUCAGCUGCGUGUGACUGUGACCUGAUGUGUUUUUUCACACUUCAAGUCUGUUUGCUUCUGUUUCACGUAUGUAACUCUGGUGAUUUAGGCCUGUUUCCACGGCAACGGUUCCUGCAUGAAACGUAAAUCAUUUGUCAUGGUUCGGCCUUUCGU
This is a messenger RNA of Plectropomus leopardus (leopard coralgrouper), 1770 nucleotides long. Lineage: Eukaryota; Metazoa; Chordata; Actinopteri; Perciformes; Serranidae. The record is from RefSeq and is a predicted model, not a curated record.